Molecule: messenger RNA, 5234 nt
Organism: Cygnus olor (mute swan)
Lineage: Eukaryota; Metazoa; Chordata; Aves; Anseriformes; Anatidae
Gene: ERCC6
Product: ERCC excision repair 6, chromatin remodeling factor
Biological process (GO): transcription-coupled nucleotide-excision repair
Cellular component (GO): nucleus
Molecular function (GO): ATP-dependent chromatin remodeler activity; ATP binding
Source: RefSeq, a predicted model, not a curated record
GAGGAGCUGGGUGCAGGUCCCUCAUGGCACUGCGGUGGGGAGUCUGAAGGAAGGGGAAGAAUGGACAGAAAGCCCAAUGAGCCCCCCAAAAGGUUUUUAUUUUCUGCUUUUGUCACUGUCAGAGGAUCAGGGAGAAAACGGAAGGGCACGAGGAAGAUAACGGACAUCUUCCCCCUACUAUGGCUUUCUACACCCACAGCUCCCUGCCGGGGCAGGCCCGGCAGCGCGGCGCAGGCGCGGCCGGCUGAGGAAGUGACGGCAGAGCGGCGGCAGUGGGCGGCUGGCGGUGGCGGAGCGGCGGCAGCGGGGGAGAGGAUGCCAACAGAAAACAACCACCUAGCAGACAAUAUUCAAGAACAAGACACUGGUACUACUGUAAGCAAUAAUCGCCUCCAUAAUGCUGAAGAAUCAGGAACUGAACAAGAAAAUGGCAUGUGCAACAGUGACCUGGGUAAUAGUUCUGGAAUUCACAACUCUCCCAGCCAGCCAUCCACUUCUAUGGCGGUUCCUUUGGAGGUGCCCAGAAGAGGACAACCCCUGUUACAUAUCAACAGGCAGCAGAUUCAGUCCGUUUCUUAUAGCGCACAGGCUGCUGAACUCAAAGGUUUAGGAGUUGAUGUCUAUGACCAGGAUGUAUUGGAGCAAGGAGUUCUUCAGCAAGUAGAUAAUGCAAUUAAUGAAGCUAACAAAGCAACAAAAAUAGCUGAUGCUGAGAAGGAGUAUCAGUCGGUGCUGGAUGAUUUAAGAUCAUGCACAUCAUCUCUGAAACAAAUAAAUAAAAUUAUUGAGCAACUUUCACCUCAAGCUGCCAACAACAAAGAUAUAAACAGAAAACUAGAUUCUGUGAAACGGCAAAAAUAUAACAAGGAGCAGCAGCUAAAGAAGAUCAACGCAAAACAAAAACGUCUCCAAGCAAUUCUUGGUGGAACAGAGAUUCUUGAUAAAAUAAAUGAGAUUGAAUUUGAGGAUGAUGAAGAACCUGGCCCAUCGUCUCUUGGCAGUAUGCUUAUGCCCGUACAGGAAACAGAGUGGGAGGAACUUAUUCGUACUGGCCAGAUGACCCCUUUUGGAACUAAAAUACCUCAGAAGCCAGAGAGGAAGGCACGACGAUUAAUGCUAAAUGAAGCAUCUGAUUUCGAGAAGUAUUUAGCAGACCAAGCUAAGUUGUCAUCUGAGAGAAAGAAGUUAUCCCUUCACAAAGGAGCAAAGAAGAAAGUUCAAGCCAAAAAUGUUCAGUGCAUAGCUCCCACGUCUACUACAAAGGAAAAAAAGGGUAAAUCCCUGUCAAAAACAGAUAAGCGGUUAAAAAAACACUUGAAGAAACUUCAGAAGCAUGCCCUUCAGAUUCAGUCAAAAGCAGGGAUUCCAAAAGAAAAGAAAUAUCCUGAGGCCAAGAAGUUGAAGCGUGAACAGGAGGACGAUAGUGGAGAGUCUGAGUAUGUACCUGAUGAGGAGCUCUUUGAUCCAGAAGAAGUCGAAGAGGAGGAAGAAUGGGUACCUUCUCACGCUAAUAACGAUUCUGAUUAUGAACUCAAGAAUUUGUCAAGAAAGGGAAAAUAUUUGGUGAAGAGAGAUUCUAAAGAAGCUGAAGAGGAUGCUGACUACUUUCCAAGCUCUGAGGAGGAAGAGCCUACAAUAGGGAAGCGCAAAGUAAAGAGAUGGAGAGAUGAUGGAGAUGAAGACUAUUAUAAACAGAGACUAAGGAGGUGGCAAAAAGAACGCCUGAAGGACAAAGAACAUCAGGUCUCUGAGGAAGUUUCUGAUGAAAGUGACACUGAAUUUGAAGAGGGUUUCAAAGUUCCAGGAUUUCUCUUCAAAAAGCUUUUUAAGUACCAGCAGACAGGUGUUAGGUGGCUCUGGGAAUUGCACUGCCAGCAGGCAGGAGGAAUUCUGGGAGAUGAGAUGGGAUUGGGCAAGACCAUCCAGAUAAUUGCCUUCUUGGCAGGUCUGAGCUACAGCAAGAUCAGGACUCGUGGUUCAAAUUACAGGUACCAGGGAUUGGGUCCAACAGUCAUUGUUUGUCCAGCUACUGUGAUGCAUCAGUGGGUAAAAGAAUUCCACACUUGGUGGCCUCCAUUUAGGGUUGCCAUUCUCCAUGAAACUGGUUCUUACACCAACAAAAAGGUGAAACUAAUUCGUGAAAUUGCUUCAUGCCAUGGAAUUUUAAUUACCUCUUAUUCAUACAUUCGACUGAUGCAGGAUAACAUCCACAGCUAUGACUGGCAUUAUGUGAUUUUGGAUGAGGGUCACAAAAUCCGAAAUCCAAAUGCUGCAGUAACACUUGCGUGCAAGCAGUUCCGCACACCCCAUCGGAUCAUCUUGUCUGGUUCUCCUAUGCAAAAUAACCUAAAGGAGCUCUGGUCCCUCUUUGACUUUGUAUUCCCAGGGAAACUGGGAACGCUACCUGUGUUCAUGGAGCAAUUUUCUGUUCCAAUAACCAUGGGAGGAUACUCCAAUGCCUCUCCUGUGCAAGUAAAAACUGCAUACAAAUGUGCAUGUGUGUUACGGGACACCAUAAACCCAUACUUGCUGAGAAGAAUGAAGGCUGAUGUUAAAAUGAGCCUUUCGCUUCCAGAUAAAAAUGAACAGGUCCUCUUUUGUCGUUUGACAGAUGAGCAGCGUCAAGUCUAUCAAAAUUUCAUUGACUCUAAAGAAGUCUACCAGAUUCUCAAUGGAGACAUGCAGGUUUUCUCAGGAUUAGUAGCUUUGCGGAAGAUUUGCAACCACCCUGACCUCUUCUCUGGUGGUCCCAGGAUUUUGAAGGGUGUACCAGAUGCUGAAGUAGAGGAAGCAGAUCAGUUUGGAUUUUGGAAACGCUCUGGAAAAAUGAUAGUGGUAGAGUCUUUGCUGAAAAUAUGGCACAAGCAAGGUCAUAGAGUGUUGUUUUUCACUCAGUCAAGACAAAUGUUGCAGAUCCUUGAAGCCUUUGUGAGAGGCAGAAGCUAUUCCUACCUCAGGAUGGAUGGCACCACAACAAUAGCUUCCAGACAGCCCCUUAUAACAAGAUAUAAUGAGGACAAAUCCAUAUUUAUUUUUCUUCUGACAACUCGUGUUGGUGGUAUUGGAGUUAACUUAACUGGUGCUGACCGGGUUAUUAUUUAUGAUCCUGACUGGAAUCCCAGUACAGACACACAGGCUCGGGAACGUGCUUGGAGAAUAGGCCAAAAGAAACAAGUGACCGUGUACAGGCUUCUCACUGCAGGUACUAUUGAAGAGAAGAUAUACCACAGACAAAUCUUCAAACAGUUUUUAACAAACAGAGUGCUGAAAGACCCUAAGCAGAGGCGCUUUUUCAAAUCCAAUGAUCUUUAUGCUUUUACUCUGAGCAGCCCAGAUGUGUCUCAGGGGACAGAAACAAGUGCAAUUUUUGCAGGUACUGGUUCAGAUGUUCAAGUCCCAAAAUACCAAUUGAAACGGAAACAUGAAAAGCCAUCUGAUGGUGACACUUUGAAAGGUGGUCUCCAUCUUGGAAGAAGCAGUUCACCAAAGUACAGCAAGUCAUCCAAUUCCUACUCAACCAGCCACAUGACAAAUUCUUCUAAAGCAAUAGAAACAAGUGAGGAAACCAAAGGAAACUUGGAAACCUUUAAUCAAAAUAGCUUUGCAAAAGAUAAUGCACAGGCUGCUACUAAUAUAAAUUCAUCAGAUAAAAACAAGGAGGAAAGCUUGGAAACAGAUGACAAAUGUAUGUCUCAGUCAUUGCCAGGUGAUGCAGGGUCUUCAGAGAAUGCCAGCUCUCUAAACAGCAUGGUGACUGAUGAAGUACAUGGAACAGCUAAUGUAAAUAUCGAGGGAGAUCUUACCCUUGCAUGUAGUGCAGCUGGCUCUUGGGAAAAGCAGGUUGCUAAAACUGAAGAUGGGCAAUUGGAUAAUAAUCAUUAUAAAUGUACCUCAAAAACAAAGCAUAGGGUGGAUGUGCUGUCAUGUGAGAGCCACAAAGAUAAGUCUAAGAAGAAACAUCACAAAGAUGCCAAGUUUGAAGGGGAGCGUAUUCCUCAUCUAGUGAAACAAAAGCGCUACAGAAAGGAUGACAGUGAAGAGAAGGAGGAAGAUCCAAAGAAAAAUGAUGAUUAUGUCUUGGAGAAACUCUUCAAAAAAUCAGGAGUGCACAGUGUUAUGAAGCAUGAUGCCAUUAUGGAAGCUUCCAGUGCAGAUUAUGUGCUGGUAGAAGCAGAAGCAAACAGAGUGGCCCAGGAUGCCCUGAGAGCCUUAAAAGUCUCUCGACAGCGAUGUUUAGGAGCUGCUUCUGGUGUGCCAACCUGGACAGGCACAAGUGGUCUUUCAGGUGCACCAGCAGGAACAAAGAGUCGGUUUGGUCAAAAAAGAAACCCUAUGCUGCUUUCUUCGCAUUCUACUUGUGCGUCACCUGGUAGGAAGAAUAAGGAUGCGGAUACAAUAAAGAAAGAAAAUGUAAAGAGUAGUAGUUCCAGUGCACACUUUGAUGGAAAAUCAGAAACGGGAGAAUCGUCAUCCAGUGCACUGGAGUCUUCAUCCUUAUUAGCUAAGAUGAGGGCAAGAAACCACCUUAUUUUACCACAAAGGACAGAGAGUGAGGGAGAUGAGAAUCUUCAUCAAGCACCCGCUCCAGCCACAGGUUCAACAGAGUACGAUGAAUUGCUGGUGGAUGUGCGGAACUUCAUAGCAUUCCAGGCCCGUGUGGACGGUGAGGCUAGUACUCAGGAAAUACUGCAGGAAUUUGACUCCAAACUGCCUGCGGCACAGUCUUGCGUCUUUAGAGAACUUCUUCGCAACCUCUGCACCUUCCAUAGGAGCCCUAACGGUGAGGGUGUCUGGAGACUGAAGCCAGAAUUCCGCUGACCUCUGUCGAGAGAAGGCACCUAUCUGCACUUGGCCAAUACUCUGCUUUCAGAGACUUGGUGUUUGUCUCUUGAAAUGAGAAAUUAUUUCAUGUUUGUGAUUUAAUAAUUGACUUGAGCAGACAGUGAAGCAGCAUUCGUUGCAGGCUUAGAUCUGACUUCAUUUCUGAUUUAAGCUAUUUAUAUGAAAGUGCCAUCUACCUCAUAGGUGAAACAAUACAAAAUAUCAGCACCUUUUCUUUAAAAGAAAUCUUAAUAUAAACGGGAUGAAGAACACCUACUGACAUUUUACUGCAAUAAAAACCAUGGAUGUUGCCGUGGGCUAUAAGACUUUUAUUUGAUUUCUGUGAAAUACCAAGAACUACUUUCUCAAUUUUCUAUAUGUUACUUGAGUAGUCAUUAGGCACAUAGUGUACC